CCAGUGGUCUAGUCUAACUUCGAUAUAAUAGGUUAUCUUGUUGGGUGAGAUGCCAUAAAAUCGACUCACUUUCAGUUGCGUUCACAGUGGUCAGAACUGAUCUGAAGCUAGUUGUUCGGUGGAGUAGGCGACUUGAUUUCUGCUAUGACUAACUUUGAUCACAAGCAAUAAAUAGCCUACAACUCGUGGUCGCUGACAGUCUAUGGAAAAUGUACGUAUACAAUGCGGUAUGAGUUAAGCGAAGUAGACUACUAGACUACAAGAACAAGCAUUCAUGGCUGCCGAUGAGUCAACAGUGAUUGUAACUUUUACUGAAGUCCAAAGUCGCUUCUAGGCUACAAAUGGGUUCCAUGUUUGAUCUGAGCGCUGCUGUAAGACUGUAUUUGCUGUCUUGUUUCGUUGUAUCUGUGGACWUCACUUUAGGCUUGGGACAAAGCCAAGAUACUGAAUUCACGUUUCAACUCCCUGCGGGUAGAACAGAAUGUUUCUACCAAACAGCUACGAAGAACGGAAGCCUGGAAGUAGAAUACCAGGUGAUUGCAGGUGCAGGCCUGGAUGUGGGCUUCACCCUGAUCUCCCCCAGCGGAUACAAGCUGGCCUCUGAGUUCAGGACAUCUGACGGCAUCCACACGGUGGAGYCUACAGAGGACGGAGACUACCGGCUGUGUUUUGACAACAGCUUCAGUAAGCUUUCGGAGAAGAUGGUGUUCUUCGAGGUGAUCGUGGAGGGCCAGCCUGGGGACGCCUGGGGCGACGAAGAGUGGGCUGACAUGGCCGAGCCAGAGAGCAUGGUGGAGUACAAACUGGAAGACAUCAGGGAGACCAUGGACUCAGUGCACAGGCACCUGGAGCGGAGCCGGCAGCUUCAGACCAUGCUGAGGGCCUUCGAGGCCCGGGACCGCUACCUACUGGAGGACAACCUGUGGAGGGUCUCCUUCUGGUCCUCCAUGAGCCUCCUGGUCAUCCUGACCGUGGCCGUCACACAGGUCUACACCCUCCGACGCCUCUUCGACGACAAGAGGGUCUGCAAACCCUAGUGUCCAGUGGUAUCUUCCACGACUCCCACACCCUUCCCAGUGGUAUCUUCCACGACCCCCACACCCUUCCCAGUGGUAUCUUCCACGACCCCCACACCCUUCCCAGUGGUAUCUUCCA
This is a messenger RNA of Salvelinus sp. IW2-2015, 1155 nucleotides long. It is a transcript of the gene tmed1a, whose product is annotated as transmembrane p24 trafficking protein 1a. Gene Ontology annotation, cellular component: endoplasmic reticulum-Golgi intermediate compartment; Golgi apparatus; COPII-coated ER to Golgi transport vesicle. NCBI's taxonomy places the organism in Eukaryota, Metazoa, Chordata, Actinopteri, Salmoniformes, Salmonidae. Gene Ontology annotation, biological process: intracellular protein transport; endoplasmic reticulum to Golgi vesicle-mediated transport; Golgi organization. The record is from RefSeq and is a predicted model, not a curated record.